Messenger RNA from Schizosaccharomyces octosporus yFS286, 901 nucleotides. RefSeq names its product RING-box protein 1. Gene Ontology annotation, biological process: protein ubiquitination; ubiquitin-dependent protein catabolic process. NCBI's taxonomy places the organism in Eukaryota, Fungi, Ascomycota, Schizosaccharomycetes, Schizosaccharomycetales, Schizosaccharomycetaceae. Gene Ontology annotation, cellular component: cullin-RING ubiquitin ligase complex; nucleus. The record is from RefSeq and is a predicted model, not a curated record. Bases 113 to 436 code for a protein of 107 amino acids. Gene Ontology annotation, molecular function: zinc ion binding; cullin family protein binding; ubiquitin protein ligase activity. The transcript is spliced from 4 exons.
CAAGCUCAAUAAACUCAAGUCAAACGAAUAAAAAAAUUCAACACCACACUGACAGUCGGGUUGGCUUUUUUGGAAAAAAUUACCUUCUAUUUUCAUCAAAUAGCCCUUCACAAUGUCAGAAAAUAUGCAAAUUGAUCAUCCAGAGGAGGUGCCACAAAAUGAAACGCCCCGUUUUGAAAUAAAAAAGUGGAACGCCGUCGCCUUGUGGCAGUGGGACAUUGUCGUAGACAAUUGUGCCAUUUGUAGAAACCAUAUCAUGGACCUUUGCAUCGAAUGUCAAGCGAACCCCGAUUCCGCCGCUGCUCAGGAAUGUACUGUUGCCUGGGGUACUUGUAAUCAUGCCUUUCAUUUCCAUUGCAUUUCACGAUGGCUAAACACUAGAAACGUUUGUCCCCUAGACAAUCGUGAAUGGGAAUUCCAACGAUACGGUCAUUAAUGUUGGUACGGUAAAAAAGUUUUAAAUAAAUCAUACAAAAAGAUUAUGAAUUUUAUCAUUUCCUUUCUUAUUUUCCAAUCGCUUCUUGAUCUUUUUGUCUUUCCAUGACUGGCAAUGUCCCUUACUAAAUGAGAGGAAUGUUUCUUAUGAAUUUUACUUGAUGGAUGUACGGUGAAGGCAAUCGUCAUGACUCUUUUUACUUCUCGCUUUGCUUUGUUUAGAACAUCAUAGGUCCUUUUACUCAUAUAUUUUGGAAAAGUAAUUGUUGUCUCUUUCUGUUCUACAAGCUUCUUUGUUUCAUUUUCCACAUUUAUCUAAUGGUCCAAAAAAGAAGCAUAUCUUGGAGAGCUUAGCUAACUUUGCCAUUUUCUUUCUAAAUUCCAUUAUUAAUAUCAUUAGUUUUAAAUUUUAAAUAAACUAUAUAUAUAUAUAUAUAUAUAUAUACAUAACAAAUUUCUUCUAGUC